AUGCUGUAUACGCACGCCACCAUCAUCACGGUGGAUGGCACUCGUCGUAUCAUCGACGACGGGGCCAUUCGCGUCAAUGGCGAUACAAUCGCUGAUAUUGGCAAAACUGCUGUGCUCAAGGAGCGAUACCCGGCCGAUGAAGUGUACGAUUUGUCCGGUCGCAUCAUCAUCCCCGGGUUGAUCUCUACCCAUAUGCAUACGGCACAGACCCUGCUGCGAGGAACUGCCGAUGAUCUCGAGCUGGUGUCGUGGCUGUGCGAGCGUAUCUGGGUGCUGCAGGGUAACUUUACCGAGGCAGAUGGGUAUGCGGCGGCGCGGUUGAGUAUUGGCGAGAUGUUGAAGUCUGGUACGACUUGUUUUUUGGAGAGCAUGUUUGCCGAUCGGUAUGGCUUUGAUGGUCUGGCUCGCGCAGUCGAAGAGUCUGGCAUUCGAGGCUGUCUGGGCAAGAUUGUCAUGGACAUUGCCAAGUAUGCCAAAGAUGAUGCCUGGGCCAUGCAUCCUGGUCUGGUCGAGAACCGCGAGACAUCGCUCUUGGGCACCUUGAAGAUGUGGGAGAAGUGGAAUGGCGCCGCCAAUGAUCGCAUCCGCGUGUGGUUUGGCGCCAGAACUCCUGGCGGAAAUGACGGCUAUUUCCCGCAAAAGGGAAUUCCCGUCACCAUGCACUGUGCCGAAGUCAAGGCCGACCGGGACUUUUUCGCCUCGGUCUCGCACACGCCCAUGUCGUAUUGUGACUCGGUUGGCUUGCUGAGUCCUUCUACCGUGCUGGUGCAUAUGGUCCACCUCGAUGACUCGGAUAUUAAAUCUCUCGCGGCAUCGGGAACUCACGUCGCCCAUUGCCCAACCUCCAACGCCAAGCUGGCCUCGGGUAUUUGCCGAGUGCCAGACCUGCAGCAGGCAGGCGUUAACAUCGGUCUGGGCACAGACGGGGCUCCUUGCAACAACACCUGCGAUCUCCUGCAGGAGAUGAAGCUUGCCGCAAUUAUCCACAAGAGUAUCUCGUAUGACCCGACAGCCGUUCCUGCCGAGUCCGUCCUCGAGAUGGCUACCAUCAAUGGCGCCAAGGCUUUGGGCCUGGAUGAUCGCAUUGGUAGCUUGGAAGUCGGCAAAAAGGCCGACUUUGUCGCUAUCGAUGUUCGCGGCAUCCAUAACCAGCCGUGGCAUAACCCUGCCAGUGCGGUGGUGUAUACUGCCACCGGGCGCGACGUCGACGUGGUCGUUGUCGAUGGCAAAGUGCUCGUCCAGAAUGGUGAGCUCCUGACCAUGAAUGAGAAGGAGAUCGUCGAGGAGGCGAAGAAGCGCAGCCGCGAGGUGGUUGAGCGUGCUGGUCUUUCCAGCAAGAUGAAGGGUCGCUGGCCCAUUGAGUAG
This is a messenger RNA of Penicillium daleae, 1365 nucleotides long. RefSeq names its product amidohydrolase. The coding region runs from base 1 to 1365 and encodes 454 amino acids. Lineage: Eukaryota; Fungi; Ascomycota; Eurotiomycetes; Eurotiales; Aspergillaceae. Gene Ontology annotation, molecular function: hydrolase activity, acting on carbon-nitrogen (but not peptide) bonds. The transcript has 3 exons. The record is from RefSeq and is a predicted model, not a curated record.